AGCAGGUUAGGAUGAGGUGGCUGGUGACUGGCGCUCGAGAGCCUUUUAACGGAUCUGUAACGGACCGAAGGGUAAUAGAGAGAAUGGAGCAGAGAGAGGGAAGUCUGUCUUUUUAAACAAUAAUUCCUUGUUCGGCAACCAUCCCGAGGCAGGCUUCUUUCAGCUAUGACUAGGUAUGAUCAGUCGCAACAGUGAGAACAGGAUUAGCAGCAGGUAACUCUGUAUCCUACAAGGAAAUAUGCCAUUAGUAAAGAGGAACAUUGAACCCAGGCAUCUUUGUCAUGGUGCUUUACCUGACGGAAUUAGCAAUGAACUGGAAUGUGUCACAAACAAUACUCUAGCAGCCAUCAUUCGUCAACUCAGUAGUCUCAGCAAACAUGCAGAGGAUAUAUUUGGUGAGCUGUUUAAUGAAGCUAACAACUUCCAUAUCCGAGCAAACUCUCUCCAAGAUAGAAUUGAUCGUUUGGCUGUCAAAGUUACUCAACUGGACUCCACAGUGGAAGAAGUUUCUUUGCAGGAUAUUAACAUGAGGAAAGCUUUCAAGAGUUCUACAAUACAAGAUCAACAGGUUGUUUCAAAGAGUUCAACUCCAAACCCAGUGUUGGAAAUGUAUACGCAGAGUGAUAAACCACCUCCAUUAGACAUCCUUUCAGCAUACAGAGAUGAUAAAAAGGAUGGACUUAAGUUUUACACAGAUCCAUCUUACUUUUUUGACUUGUGGAAAGAGAAGAUGUUGCAGGAUACUGAGGAUAAGAGAAAAGAGAAAAGAAGACAAAAGAGAGAGAAACAUAAGUUGAAUUCAAACAGAAACCAUCAAGUUAAUGUGAGAAAAGUCAGAACAAGAAAAGAAGAAUGGGAGAGAAUGAAAAUGGGCAAAGAGUUCAUGACUGACGCAAAGGAACUGGAGCAGGCCGAGGGCACGAAAGAAGAGAAAAUGCUUAAAGGAUCUCAUGGAUCAGAUCUUACAGAUUACUCAUAUCCUGUUACCCCCAAUCAUGUUCAUCCUUCACUGCAGCAGCAGCAGCAGAUGUCAGUAACAUACAUAUCUAGUGAUAAUCAGCAGCAAAUGGGUACUGGUAAUCAGGUCCAGGAACAUGACUACAAAUCCUCUGCAACGGGAUUCAAACAUGGUACUCUAAACAGGCCUCAACAACCUCCACCACCUCCGCCAUCAACUACUGUAAAUGGUGGUGCCCCACCUCCACCGCCACCACCACCACAACAGCAACAACCACCAUUGGAAUACAGCAUGCAACCUUCUCAGAUGAUGGAAUUCUAUACUUCUGGUCCUCCUCUGCCUUCCGCUGGUGCAGUAAUUCCUUCAGCACAAACUGCUUUUGUCAGUCCUGUCCAAGUGCCUACUCCUCCAGCUUCCCAUCCUGCAUUAAUGAUGGGGGUUGCAUAUACCUCUUCCCCAACUCUAUCUGGAGCAAUUCCUCAAUCUGGUUCCCCUGGACCACCACCACCACCUCCACCUCCAGCUCCACCAGCACCACCUUCUUCCCUUGCUUCUUCACCAAUGCACUGUCAGCUUGUCGUUGAAAACAAACGGCAUGAAUCAGCAGGCACACCUCUGAAUGAUGCCAGAAGUGACCUCCUUGCUGCUAUUCGUAUGGGUAUUCAACUGAAAAAGGUUCAAGAGCAACGUGAGCAAGAAGCUAAGCGAGAGCCAGUUGGGAAUGAUGUAGCAACUAUUCUAUCAAGACGUAUUGCUGUGGAAUAUAGUGAUUCUGAUGAUGAUUCAGAGCUUGAUGAAAAUGAUUGGUCAGACUAACUUUGCUUCAGUGAUGCUAACAUUUGAAAAUGAAGUCAAAAACUAAUAUGGAAUAUAUCUGAAACAGUUCCUUUACAAUGAUUUUAAAUUGAUUUUAGAUGAAAUAUCUGAAGCUGUUACAAAAGUUAAAAUGAUAUUUAAGGAAGUUAAACAUAUUGAAUUAUAUAAAUACACUUUCCAAGAAUAUUACUGCUUAUUCAUUUAAGUGUUGUGGAAAUAUAACUUUUCAUUUACAAAAAAACGUGCAAUGUAAAAGAUUAAGUUGAUAUCUAGUGCAAAUUAAUAUGCCACUUCAUUUUUGGAAUCACUGUUAUUGGAAGUACAUUAUUAACCUAUUAAGUAUUUUGACUCAGUGAUCAUGAAAGUGAAAGUGUCUUUCCUUUUGGCUAACUGGUUGUCUUGAACUGUGAACAAUCUCAUCAAAAUGCUUAAAUAUCCUCCAAACUAAACCCUUAAGAAAUGAUCAUUUAUAAAGUUUUUGUUUUCAUGACAUGAAAUGGACAGUAUCUGUAGGAAUAAACCUUGCUUAUCUCAACUCAGAGAAUUUUAGUAAAGGUAGGAUAAAAUUGUCAUUAUCUUUACCUGACCACAGGCAUUGAUUGAAAGAUGACUGGUGGUGGUUUAACCUGAGGGCCAUCACGCAUCAGGCAAGGGGAGAAAUUGAAAAUCCUUCAUAGUAACCUCAGCCAGUGAAGGAAUUGAACCAACUUCCCCAGCUGCCCAACAUAAAUAUUUACCAGUGCUUAGGAUAGUCUCAGCAUGGUAGGCUAUCAUGUUUUAUGAAAAUUGUGGUUUUGUGGGCUUAUUUGGUGCUAAAUGAGAAUCAUUUGCUAAUGUUGAGUUUACCCCACUGAUCCAAUCAAUGAAAUAGCCUUGCUUGUGAAUUAUCACCUGAGCCUUGGAAUUCAAUGGAUGUGCUGGUUCAGGUAUUGGGAACAGUGAUACUUUAUGAAAUUUCAUUUCUCAUCCACAGUGAUAUCAUCUCAGACUCAGAAACCCAACCUGUUAAUUUUUACCCAAGAAGGAUAUUCAUUAACUGAACAGGAAAUAAUAGUUAAUUAAUCCUGGUAAUUGUCAUCCAUGUUAUGUAAACUUAGAAAAUGAAAACUGCAAAACAGCUAAAUAUGAAAUUAAGCCACAGUUAAGACAUACAGCUUAAUUAGUUUUUGAAUAUACCAGUUUAUUUUGAGAUGAAAAUUGAAGUAUUACCCAUAUAAAUUCAUAAGUUGAAAUAAGUUGUAACUGAAAACUGCAUAGAAGUGUUAGACUGUUCUGAGAAUGUUUAGUAUUUCUAUGAAGUAGUCAGCAGAUAUAUUGCAGACAGCUCAAUUUAUUUUCUAUCCUGUAUACGUUACCAUAGAUAUAUUUGUAACUAGUUCAAGUAAUCACAUGUAUUUGGUAUUAUUUGUUUUAAUAUUUUUGUAGUAAUACUCAAAAUUAUGUAAAAGAAUAACUGUGCAACAUAGCUCAUGCUUGAUUUGUUUCGUACUGGAUUUUCCUU
Hemiscyllium ocellatum (epaulette shark) is the source of this 3275-nucleotide messenger RNA. RefSeq names its product WASP family member 3b (gene wasf3b). Gene Ontology annotation, cellular component: cytoskeleton. Gene Ontology annotation, molecular function: protein kinase A regulatory subunit binding; Arp2/3 complex binding; actin binding. Bases 239 to 1774 code for a protein of 511 amino acids. The record is from RefSeq and is a predicted model, not a curated record. Lineage: Eukaryota; Metazoa; Chordata; Chondrichthyes; Orectolobiformes; Hemiscylliidae. Gene Ontology annotation, biological process: actin cytoskeleton organization; positive regulation of Arp2/3 complex-mediated actin nucleation. The transcript has 10 exons.